AUGGACGAUGCCACAGAUGUUGAAAGCAGCCCCACGUCCGUCCCCACAGUGCUCGGCCCAGACCCACAGUCGCCAGCGGAGCCAGAGGAACCCAGGUUCCAAGCACCAACCGUGGAGUUGAAUGUCCCCCAUGACUCCGGCAGCCACGAAGCAUCCGCCGCCCCCGAGGCAGGGCCCAGCCACCAGGCAUCUCCUGUGACUCCCCCCAGCCCAGCCACCCGGGCUCCCAAAGCGAGCCAGGCUCCUGUCUUCCCAUGGCCUUUCGUGGCCACCCAAGUGCCCAUGACACAACACGCUCCACCUGUCAUACCCAACCCACUGGCAGGCCACCCUCCCGCCUUCCUACCUAUCCCCACCAACCCUGUCGUCCAGCCACUCCAAGCUCCAGCAGUCUACCCCAUCACCCACCCGGAGCUGGUACCAGUGACAAGUCCAGGGCAGCCCAUCGCACAGUUCACACCCCGCUGGCAGCCCCAACAGUCCAGCCUCCAGCCACCGCCCUUGCCGGUGUCCUUGAGCCACACCGCCCAGACCGGCUACCCAACUGGACCACAAGCCUUCAGCCCCACACUCCGCGCCGCGGCUCCAACUGGGCCACCCGUCUCUUUCGGACCCGGCUGUGCUGCCGCCGCCCUCCCCACCGCGGGCCGCCGUGUUUUCGGACCCAGCACCGCCAGCACCACCCCCGCCAUUGUCAAGGUCCAGGCCCAGUCGCUGCCCAGCAAAGCCCCACCAAGCACCGACACCCUACCGGCAACCGCGCCGGGGCCAAGCCAGCCAUGGGCCAGCAAAGACCAAACGAACCCAGCGGGCCGCCGCCGACCCAAAAAGCAGGAGUUCCAAGGGAGCCACCCUACCCACCACGGAGCAUCCGCCAGUGCUGCACCUGGUGGUAGCCUAGCAGCCACCCCAGCUUCCACCCACACCAGAAAGACCAAAGACACGGGGUGGAAGCACAAGCUGGAGUGGCUGCUGGCCUACCACGAAGCACGCCAGUGGGCCAAACUGAACCAGCUAUGCCAGGCGUUCUGGGCCGACCGCCAGGACCAGCUCCAGUCCGACCAACCGCCGCCCGCCACGUCCGGCCCGGCGGACUCGCCAACGUGGUUCUCCAAGGCCACAUGGUUCAUGCAAGCAGUCCAUGAUGGCGACUGGAACCGUUGCCAGCGCCAGUCGGAAUGGUAUUUGGGGGAGCCCAGCCUCCAACAAUGGGUCCAGUACCAGACGGACCUCAUCGUGGCUGGCGAAAACCCGCCAUCGCUGCCAGAUCGCUUUCGAGAUCUCCAAUGA
Molecule: messenger RNA, 1290 nt
Organism: Symbiodinium natans
Lineage: Eukaryota; Dinophyceae; Suessiales; Symbiodiniaceae
Source: the annotation of a GenBank genome assembly